This is a messenger RNA of Schistosoma curassoni, 2373 nucleotides long. NCBI's taxonomy places the organism in Eukaryota, Metazoa, Platyhelminthes, Trematoda, Strigeidida, Schistosomatidae. The record is from the annotation of a GenBank genome assembly.
AAAACUAUGUCCGAUACUACUGAUAAUAAUGAAAAUAGAAAUAUAGAAAAUUCUGAUAAAAAUAAUUUAUAUUCUAUAUGUCCAUUAUGUUAUAUUUUGAUACAAGAGAUUAGAAAAUGUUAUGAACAUAUCAAUGAAUCAUUACCAAUGGAUCAUCUUAAUUUAAAUAAAAAUAAAACAAUAAAUAAUAUCAUUGAUUUCAUUCAAGUGAACAAACAGAAUUCAAAAAGAUCACCAUCAUCGUCACCGUCGUCAUCAUUACCAACAUCGCCAACAUCACCGUCAACAUCAUUAAAACAUGAUCAUAUAUCUGUUAUAAUAUUAGAUGAAUUAAAACGUUUUUGUGAAAAUACAACAAUACGUGGUCUACCACGUAUAGUUCGUGCACAUAAUCGUUAUUUACGUUUAUUAUGGUUAAUAUUAGUAUUUAUAUUAAUAUUAGGUUGUUUUAUAUGUAUGCUAUUUUUAACUAGACAAUAUUUAGAAUAUAAUGUAAUACAUCCACCACGUGUAUUACGUCAUACAAUUAGUCCAUUUCCAUCAGUAACUGUAUGUAAUUUUCGUCCAAUUUCACCAGAUGGAUUAAAAUAUUUACAAAUGAAAGGUUGGAAAACACCAAGACAUUUUGUAUUAGAUUUAGCUACAUAUGCUCAAUAUAUUUUUUAUAAUCAACAUAAAAUUGAUGAAUAUAAUGCAGCUAGUGCAGCAUUUUCAUUAGCUGGAUUUUUAGAAAGUUUACCAAAUAAUGAAGAAAGAAGAAAACUUGGUUAUCAACAUGAUAAAUUAAUAAUUAAAUGUCAAAUAACCUAUUUAAAUGGAAGUAAACCAGUAGCCGCACCAUGUGAACGUAAUGGUAUAUGGCGUAAAUUUAUUCAUGCACAAUAUUUAAAUUGUGCUACAUUUGAACCAUUUAGUUAUUUACGUUCAGAUACAACAAAUAUAGAAAUGUAUAUUUAUUUAGAUGAAAUGUUAAAUCGUGCACAAUGUAUUGAUUGUUUUCAUGGUGAAGUAAAAUCUCAAUUAUCUGGUGCAUUAAUUACAAUACAUGGUGCUGAUACAUUACCAAAUAUUAAUGAUAAAAGUAUUAAUUUAAAACCUGGUACAUUAACUGAAUUACGUUUAUCUAUUAUAGAGAAUAUACAAAAAAUGCCACCCUAUGGUAGAUGUUCUAUCAAUCAUCCAAUACAAUUAAAUUUAUAUGAUAUGUUAUAUAAUUAUUCAGAAUAUGCAUGUCGUGAAUUAACUAUACAAAAUGAUAUUAUACAUUAUUGUAAUUGUUAUUCCAUUGAAUAUCCAUAUAAUGAAGAUACUAAUUAUAAACCAUGUACUAAUUUAUUACAAUUUAUCAAUAUAUCAAAUUGUAAUCGUAAUGAUUUAUUGAAAAUCAAUAAUCAUAAUACUACUACUAAUAAUCAUAAUAAUAUAAGUAAUAUAUGUAUUCAUGAAUUAAAUAAAUUUAUAACAAGAAUGAUGUGUAAACGUACAAUUAUAGAAAAUUAUUUACAUGGUGAAUUACCUAAUUGUAAAAUACCAUGUUCAUUUUAUUCUUAUGAAACUGAACAAUCAAUAUCAACAUGGCCAACUAAAAGUUGGCAAUUAACAUGGUUAAAUUCAUCAUAUAAUAAAAAAUUAGGUUUAUUUAAUAAUACAGAAUUUAUAUUAUAUCAUAAAGCUAUUGAAUUAUUAGAUUUAGGUAAUGAAUUAGAUGCUAUUAAUAUAUUAGAUAAAUUAAAUGUAUUAGAACGUAAAUUAUUAGCAAUAUUAAUUAAUCGACCUAAUUUUGAUGUACGUAAAGUUGAAGAAAAAGAAGUGAUCUCAUUGACAAAUUUAUUAUCACAAACUGGUGGUUUAUUUUCUAUAUGGAUUGGUUUAUCUAUUAUAUCAUUAGGUGAAUUAGUUGAAAUGUUUAUAAGAUGUUAUAUAAGAAUAAAACAUACUACUACUACUACUACUAAUAAUAAUAAUAAUAAUAAUAACAAUGGUAAUAAUAAUACAUUACAUCAUCAUCACCAUCAUCAUGAUCAUUAUCAAAAUGAUGUAAUUCAUCAAGAACAAUGUUUAUGUAAAUGUAACCAUCUAUUAUGUAAUAUAUUAUUAAACCAUUUACAUAAUAAUAAUAAUGAUAGUAAUAAUAAUAAUACAAAUGAAAUAAUCAAUACAAUUAAUAAAAUGAUAAUCCCUAAUAAUUCUUUAUUAUCAAUGAAAUCAAAUGAUAAUAAUCAAGAAAAAAUCAAUAUUAAUGAGCAAUUAAAUAUUGAAUAGAUUUGAUUGAUCAUCUAUUGAUUACACACACACACACACACACAAAUAUACAUAUAUUUACAUUCAAUUGGUAUUCUUAAUGAGAUUAUCAUUGAUAAACGAUCAUUGAAU